This is a messenger RNA of Raphanus sativus (radish), 1858 nucleotides long. RefSeq names its product probable arabinosyltransferase ARAD1. The record is from RefSeq and is a predicted model, not a curated record. The coding region runs from base 212 to 1720 and encodes 502 amino acids. The transcript has 3 exons. Gene Ontology annotation, molecular function: glycosyltransferase activity. NCBI's taxonomy places the organism in Eukaryota, Viridiplantae, Streptophyta, Magnoliopsida, Brassicales, Brassicaceae.
CAAAGAGCGUGUUGUAUACUGUCUCUUCGGCGUUAUCAUCGUUUCUCAUCUACCUCAAAAAAAAAAAAAACUUCUCAUCACUUCUUUACAGAGAUUUUCUCUCCUGGGUUUUGGAUGUACACAAUCUUUCUUCCUUUUCUACGAAUCUGUUCUAUCUUACUUUUUUUUUUUUCAGAUUCUUGAUAUAUGAUUCUUCUCCUUGUUAGUUUCUAUGAAAAAGUCUGUAUCUCCAGUCUCUUGUUUUAGUUUACCAGAGAUGUUUGAGAGAUCAAACACACGGUAUCACGGGAGGAUGUUCAUCACCAGAAUAUCAAUGAUCUUCUUGUUAAUAUCGAUCCUCUCCGUCCUCUCCUGGUUCUUGAUCCUCUCUUCCACAAACCCUAACCGAGUUCUUGAUCACAAGUCAGUCUCAGGACCUAGUGAUUCCCCUGUCAUAAUCAUCAGGAGCUCAGAGAAGUCUCCCCAAGGAAACGCUGAAUCUCCACACCCUAAAAACAGAGGAGAGGGAAAAACAGAGGAGGUCAAAGAAACCCUCCAAUGCAUCCAGAAGGUCUCUCCUCCUCCUCCGAGGCCGUUGAAAGUCUACAUGUAUGAUAUGAGUCCAGAGUUUCACUUCGGGUUAUUAGGUUGGAAGCCUGAGAGAAACGGCGUCGUAUGGCCUGACAUCAGAGUCAAUGUUCCUCACCAUCCAGGUGGGCUUAACUUGCAGCACAGUGUUGAGUAUUGGCUAACACUAGAUCUUCUAUUCUCCGAGCUUCCUGAAGAUACUAGAAUCUCUCGUGCCGCGAUACGCGUCAAGAACUAUACAGAAGCUGAUGUAGUCUUCGUGCCAUUCUUCUCCUCAUUGAGCUACAACAGAUUCUCUAAAGUUAACCAAAAGCAGAAGCAGAGCCGAGACAGAGAACUACAGGACAAGGUGGUGAAGUUCGUGACGGCACAGGAGGAGUGGAAGCACUCAGGAGGGAAAGAUCAUGUGAUAAUGGCGCACCAUCCUAACAGCAUGUCCACGGCGAGGCAUAAGCUAUAUCCAGCUAUGUUUGUGGUCGCUGACUUCGGUAGAUACUCGCCACGUGUAGCUAAUGUUGAUAAAGACAUUGUGGCUCCGUACAAACACCUUGUACCAUCGUACGCUAACGACACAUCAGGCUUUGAUUCACGUCCCGUCUUGCUAUACUUCCAAGGAGCCAUCUACCGUAAAGCUGGUGGAUUUGUGAGACAAGAGCUAUAUUACCUUCUGAAAGAAGAAAAAGACGUUCACUUCUCCUUCGGAAGUGUGCAAAACCACGGCAUAAGCAAAGCGGGAGAAGGAAUGAGAUCGUCUAAGUUCUGUCUCAACAUCGCUGGAGAUACUCCCUCUUCGAACCGUCUCUUUGACGCUAUAGCUAGCCAUUGUAUUCCCGUGAUCAUCAGCGAUGACAUUGAGUUGCCUUACGAGGAUGUUCUAAACUACAACGAGUUCUGCAUCUUCGUCCGAGCAUCAGAUGCUUUGAAGAAAGGGUUUCUGUUGGGUCUUGUGAGGAGUAUUGGGAGAGAAGAGUGGAACAAGAUGUGGCGGCGGUUAAAGGAGGUUGAGAGGUACUUUGAUUUUCGUUUUCCGGGGAAGGAUGAUGAUGGAGACUAUGGAGUUCAGAUGAUUUGGAAAGCUGUGGCGAGGAAAGCUCCUUUGGUGAAGAUGAAGGUUCAUAGGUUUCAGAGGUUUACAAGGCCUUUUUUGAUUUAGUGUAGAAGUAUAAUGAAAUAUAGUUUCAGUUCAACCAUUGUGGAGUGUGUUAACCUAGCACCAGUGGUACACUCUUUCUCAGUCUAAAAAAUCUUCUCAUGUUUGCUCACAUCAGUUUCAGCAACUUUUUCUUGUUUA